Molecule: messenger RNA, 1047 nt
Organism: Prorocentrum cordatum
Lineage: Eukaryota; Dinophyceae; Prorocentrales; Prorocentraceae
Source: the annotation of a GenBank genome assembly
AUGGCGGCCGCGGCGGCGCCGGCGCCGCCGGAGCCGCUGGAUCUGCUCGGGGACGGGCGCCUGACGAAGCGGGUGCUGCGCGAGGGCUCCGGCGUGGAGGUCCACUACGUGUGCCGGGCGGCCGGCGGGAGCGAGGUGCCCGACAGCUCCCGCGAGCGGGGCGCGCCGCUGGCCUUUGCCCUGGGAGGGGGCGAGGCGAUCCCGGGCCUGGAGCACGCCGUGCCCACCAUGUCGGGGAGGUGCGCCCUUGCAGUGCGGCGGCGGCGCGCCCUGGUGUGCCAACCCUCCGCCGCCUGCCGGCUGCCCACCUUCGGGGGCGCGGAGGUGGCUCUCAGGCUGCCGGAGCCCGGGCCCGCCGACGCCUCGGGCGCGGCCGAGGGCGCGGCCGCGGGCUGCCUGGACCUCGAGGUGGAGCUCGUUGGCGCGGCGGCGCCCGCGCGCUGGGAGGGCGGGCAGGCGGAGCUGGCGGAGCUGUCGCAGGAGGAGCGGCUCGCCCGCGCGGCGCGCCGGAAGGAGGCGGGCAACGCCGGCUUCGGGGCGGGAAGCUGCGCCGCUGCGGCGCGGGACUACGGCGCCGCCCUGGCGCUGCUCGGCUUCGCGGGCAGCCCCGAGGACCGGGAGGCAUGGUCAGACGCGGCCCGGCAGGAGGCGCGAGCGGCGCUGGCGCUGGCGUGCUUCCUGAACCUGGCGCAGUGCGAGCUACGGCUGGAGCGCUUCGCCGAGGCCGCCGAGCACGCGUCGGAGGCGCUCGGGCUGGACCCAGGCAGCGCCAAGGCGGUCUACCGCCGCGGUCUCGCGAGGCUAGGGGCCGGGCACGCGGAGUUGGCCCGCGGGGACUUGCUGGAGUCCGCGCGGCGGGAGCCCAGGAACGCGGAGAUCCGGGCGAAGCUGCAGGAGUGCCAGGGCCAGUUGCGGGCGACGGAGAUGUCCGCGAGGAGCACGUUCGGGGGCAUGUUCGGCCGGGCAUCCAUCUACGCCGAAGGGGCGGGGACCGCACCCAGCCAACAGCGGGCCAGCGGCGCCGCGGGCGGCGCGGCGGACUCCUGA